Molecule: messenger RNA, 4115 nt
Organism: Talpa occidentalis (Iberian mole)
Lineage: Eukaryota; Metazoa; Chordata; Mammalia; Eulipotyphla; Talpidae
Gene: SMARCC2
Product: SWI/SNF related, matrix associated, actin dependent regulator of chromatin subfamily c member 2
Exons: 29
Coding region: 40-3774 (1244 amino acids)
Biological process (GO): positive regulation of DNA-templated transcription
Cellular component (GO): nBAF complex; SWI/SNF complex; npBAF complex
Molecular function (GO): histone binding; nucleosomal DNA binding
Source: RefSeq, a predicted model, not a curated record
UGAGCGGGGCGGGCGGCGGCGGGGCCCGAGCCCGAGAAGAUGGCGGUGCGGAAGAAGGACGGCGGCCCCAACGUGAAGUACUACGAGGCCGCGGACACCGUGACCCAGUUCGACAACGUGCGGCUCUGGCUCGGCAAGAACUACAAGAAGUAUAUACAAGCUGAACCACCCACCAACAAGUCCCUGUCUAGCCUGGUUGUACAGUUGCUACAAUUUCAGGAAGAAGUUUUUGGCAAACAUGUCAGCAAUGCACCGCUCACUAAACUGCCGAUCAAAUGUUUCCUAGAUUUCAAAGCAGGAGGCUCCCUGUGCCACAUUCUUGCAGCUGCCUACAAAUUCAAGAGUGACCAGGGAUGGCGGCGUUACGAUUUCCAGAAUCCAUCACGCAUGGACCGAAACGUGGAAAUGUUCAUGACCAUUGAGAAGUCUUUGGUACAGAAUAAUUGCCUGUCGCGACCUAACAUCUUUCUGUGCCCAGAAAUUGAACCUAAACUCCUAGGGAAGUUAAAGGACAUUAUCAAGAGACACCAGGGAACAGUCACCGAGGAUAAAAACAAUGCCUCCCAUGUUGUGUAUCCUGUCCCAGGGAACCUGGAAGAAGAGGAAUGGGUCCGACCAGUCAUGAAAAGGGAUAAACAGGUUCUUCUGCACUGGGGCUAUUAUCCUGAUAGUUACGACACAUGGAUCCCAGCCAGUGAAAUUGAAGCAUCUGUGGAAGAUGCGCCAACUCCUGAGAAACCUAGGAAGGUUCACGCAAAGUGGAUCCUGGACACUGACACCUUCAAUGAGUGGAUGAACGAGGAAGACUAUGAAGUAAAUGAUGACAAAAACCCCGUCUCCCGCCGGAAGAAGAUUUCAGCCAAGACAUUGACAGAUGAGGUGAACAGCCCGGAUUCAGAUCGACGGGACAAGAAGGGGGGGAACUAUAAGAAGAGGAAACGCUCCCCCUCCCCUUCACCAACUCCAGAAGCUAAAAAGAAAAAUGCUAAGAAAGGCCCCUCAACACCUUACACCAAAUCAAAGCGUGGGCACAGAGAAGAAGAACAAGAAGAUCUGACAAAGGACAUGGAUGAGCCCUCACCAGUUCCAAAUGUGGAAGAGGUGACAUUGCCCAAAACAGUCAACACUAAGAAGGACUCAGAGUCAGCCCCGGUCAAAGGAGGCACCAUGACUGACCUGGAUGAACAGGAGGAUGAAAGCAUGGAGACCACGGGCAAGGAUGAGGAUGAGAACAGUACGGGGAACAAGGGGGAGCAGACCAAGAAUCCAGACCUGCAUGAGGACAAUGUGACCGAGCAGACCCACCACAUCAUCAUCCCCAGCUAUGCUGCCUGGUUUGACUAUAAUAGUGUUCAUGCCAUUGAGCGGCGGGCUCUCCCCGAGUUCUUCAACGGCAAGAACAAGUCCAAGACUCCGGAAAUCUACCUGGCCUAUCGAAACUUCAUGAUUGACACUUACCGGCUGAACCCCCAAGAGUAUCUCACCUCCACCGCCUGCCGCAGGAACCUGGCAGGUGAUGUCUGUGCCAUCAUGAGGGUCCAUGCCUUCCUAGAGCAGUGGGGGCUCAUUAACUACCAGGUGGAUGCUGAGAGUCGACCAACCCCAAUGGGGCCUCCCCCCACCUCCCACUUUCAUGUCUUGGCGGACACGCCAUCAGGGCUGGUGCCUCUGCAGCCCAAGACCCCGCAGGGCCGCCAGGUUGAUGCUGAUACCAAGGCUGGGCGAAAGGGCAAAGAGCUGGAUGACCUGGUGCCAGAGACGGCUAAGGGCAAGCCAGAGCUGCAGACAUCUGCUUCCCAGCAAAUGCUCAACUUCCCUGACAAAGGCAAAGAGAAACCGACCGACAUGCAGAACUUCGGGCUACGCACAGACAUGUACACCAAGAAGAAUGUCCCUUCCAAGAGCAAAGCUGCAGCCAGUGCCACUCGCGAGUGGACAGAGCAGGAGACCCUGCUGCUCCUGGAGGCACUGGAAAUGUACAAAGACGACUGGAACAAAGUAUCAGAGCACGUUGGAAGCCGCACCCAGGAUGAGUGCAUCUUGCAUUUUCUUCGUCUUCCCAUUGAAGACCCUUACCUAGAGGACUCAGAGGCCUCGCUGGGCCCCCUGGCCUACCAGCCUAUCCCCUUCAGUCAAUCAGGCAAUCCUGUCAUGAGCACUGUUGCCUUCCUGGCAUCUGUCGUUGAUCCCCGAGUUGCCUCUGCUGCCGCGAAGUCAGCCCUAGAAGAGUUCUCCAAAAUGAAGGAAGAGGUGCCCACAGCCUUGGUGGAGGCUCAUGUUCGGAAAGUGGAAGAAGCAGCCAAAGUGACAGGCAAAGCAGAUCCAGCCUUUGGCCUGGAGAGCAGUGGCAUUGCAGGGACCACCUCUGAUGAGCCUGAGCGGAUUGAGGAGAGUGGGACUGAAGAGGCGCGGGCAGAGGGCCAGGCCACGGAGGAGAAGAAGGAGCCCAAGGAGCCCCGAGAAGGAGUUGGGGCUGGCGAGGAAGAAGCAAAGGAAAAAGCCAGCGAGGCGCCCAAGAAGGAUGAGGAGAAGGGGAAGGAGGGCGACAGUGAGAAGGAGUCAGAGAGGAGCGAGGGGGACCCGGCAGGUGACGCUGAGAAAGAGAAGGAGCCGAAGGACGGGCAGGAGGAAGUGCUGAAGGAAGUGGUGGAGUCGGAGGGAGAAAGGAAGACGAAGGUGGAGCGCGACAUCGGGGAGGGCAAUCUCUCCACUGCCGCCGCCGCCGCCCUGGCUGCCGCCGCCGUGAAGGCCAAGCACUUGGCUGCUGUUGAGGAGAGGAAGAUCAAGUCCCUGGUGGCCCUGCUGGUGGAGACCCAGAUGAAAAAGUUGGAGAUCAAACUCCGGCACUUUGAGGAGUUGGAGACGAUCAUGGACCGGGAGCGAGAAGCACUGGAGUACCAGAGGCAGCAGCUCCUGGCAGACAGACAGGCCUUCCACAUGGAGCAGCUGAAAUAUGCUGAGAUGCGGGCCCGGCAGCAGCACUUCCAGCAAAUGCACCAACAGCAGCAGCAGCCGCCGCAAGCCCUGCCCCCGGGCUCCCAGCCGAUCCCACCCACGGGAGCUGCUGGGCCACCCCCAGUCCACAGCCUGGCUAUGGCUCCCGCCUCUGUAGCCCCUGCGCCUGCUGGCAGUGGGGCCCCGCCUGGAAGCUUGGGCCCUUCUGAACAGAUAGGGCAGGCAGGAUCAACGGCAGUGCCACAGCAACAGCAGCCAGCUGGAGCCCCCCAGCCUGGGGCAAUCCCACCAGGGGUACCCCCCCCUGGACCCCAUGGCCCCUCACCGUUCCCCAACCAACAAACUCCUCCCUCCAUGAUGCCGGGGGCAGUGCCAGGCAGCGGGCACCCAGGCAUGGCGGGUAAUGCUCCUUUGGGUUUGCCGUUCGGCAUGCCGCCUCCUCCUCCUCCUGCUCCAUCCGUCAUCCCAUUCGGUAGUCUAGCCGACUCCAUCGGUAUUAACCUCCCCCCUCCUCCUAACCUGCAUGGGCAUCACCACCAUCUCCCGUUUGGCCCGGGCACCCUCCCCCCACCUAACCUGCCUGUGUCCAUGGCGAACCCUCUACAUCCUAACCUGCCGGCGACCACCACCAUGCCAUCUUCCUUGCCUCUCGGGCCGGGGCUCGGAUCCGCCGCAGCCCAGAGCCCUGCCAUUGUGGCAGCUGUUCAGGGCAACCUCCUGCCCAGUGCCAGCCCGCUGCCAGACCCAGGCACCCCCCUGCCUCCAGACCCCACGGCCCCAAGCCCAGGCACGGUCACCCCCGUGCCACCUCCGCAGUGAGGAGCCAGCCAGACAACUCUCCCUGACCCCCAUGGAAAUCAAGGUUCCAGGAACAGCCCUCCCCCCACCACGGGGACCCUUCCCCGCCUGGAGAGUUCAUCACUACGUAAGGAACGCUCCUCUGCCCCUCCACAGCCCCCGCUCUGCCCGUGAGAGGCACGCGUUUUUAUAUCGGAUGAUCCAAGGACUUCUGUUUAAAAGAUGUUUCUAAUAAUGUCUGGGAGAGAGAGGAUAGGAUGGGGGUGCCGCCCUCCAAGGUAGGGCCGGGGAGGGUGUUUAUACAAGGCUCUAACUAACCACUUCUAGGGUGCACCCCCUCGAAACUACUGCUUUUUUUAUGG